CCCUUAGUAUGCAGUGAAAUGUCAGUCCAGGAGAGGCUACAACUGUGCAAGACUGAAGGGGGGGCUGGAGGUCAGAUUUAGGGCCAGUUCACACUACAUGUGUUUCAGUUGCUUUUUUUAUGCAUCCAAAACGCACAGAAAGUAGGUUAUACGGUUCACCACGAAGGGGCGGACUGACAACUCAUGGGGCCCCCGGGCAAUAGGGGAUCAUGGGGCCCCUGUGUCCUUGCCCAAACUCAAAAAAGCCUAUGAAAAAUGUACCGGGGCAACUCAUGGGGCCCCCUUCUGACCCCGGGCCCUUGGGCAGUGCCCGAGUUUCCAAAUGGUCAGUCCGCCCCUGGCACCACGGUAUAUCUCACAGCUAUAUAAAU
Staurois parvus is the source of this 371-nucleotide messenger RNA. NCBI's taxonomy places the organism in Eukaryota, Metazoa, Chordata, Amphibia, Anura, Ranidae. The record is from the annotation of a GenBank genome assembly.